Messenger RNA from Sipha flava (yellow sugarcane aphid), 1910 nucleotides. RefSeq names its product RNA exonuclease 5-like. The transcript is spliced from 8 exons. Gene Ontology annotation, molecular function: nucleic acid binding; exonuclease activity. Gene Ontology annotation, cellular component: nucleus. Lineage: Eukaryota; Metazoa; Arthropoda; Insecta; Hemiptera; Aphididae. The record is from RefSeq and is a predicted model, not a curated record. Bases 180 to 1868 code for a protein of 562 amino acids.
UAAAUCGUGCUUGACUGUAUAUGAUAAUCAUAGAUAAACUAACUAUAAUGAUAACAAGAUUUUGAAAUAAAUAAUUAUUGUUAUUGUUGAUAACAUAAGGCUGACUGUUGCGCGUGGUCAAUAUUACGCGUUCUGCUUACCUUGUAAUUCAACUACCAAGUGCUAAAGCCAAUUGUAUCAUGGGAAAACGAAAGUUAGACAAAAAGUCGUCGUUAUGCGAAUUGUCGAUUUGUCCGAAUGUGAAGCGAAUCUGUUCGCGGGAACCGACAGAAGAUGGAACGAUAAAGACUCUCACCGAACUGGAGUAUGCUCAACUCAAGAAAUAUCUGAAAGAGAAAAAAAAAAUGUUGAAAACUUUCCCAAGAAUAGUACUAAAUGCUCGUGGGCAGUUGUCACAAUUAAAUGAUAAUGGUUGUAGUGAAAGUCCAUUGUCACCUUCAGAACUAAAUGAAUUAAUUUUAUACUCGGUUUAUGGACCAGGAAAAUUUGUCCCAAGAUGGUCGAGUUUAGAAAUGCAAUGUAAUUUAAAUCAAACGUGUGUUUUAAUAAUUGAUGGCUGUGAAGUAAAAACAGUUGAUGAUUUUUCACGUUUUAAAAAUUCUUUACCAAUGUUUUCAAAGUAUAAAUUCUUACCUCCUGUUGAAAUUGAACUACCCCCAAGCUGGUGUGCUGAAUAUGAUACAGAAUCUAAAACGUCAAACACUGACGAAAAAUCUUUAAACCCAACUUUGAUACAAAAUGAUAAUGUUGAUAAUAAAGAAGUUUGUUCAAGGACCCGAUUAUUAUUAUCUUUAAAUCAGAUGAUGAUUCAUAACUAUCCUUUGCCGACUAAUAAACGCCAAUUCACACUAGAUGGUUUCAGAUUCACUAAAAGUCAUUACAAACCUGUUACUGAUAAAAGCCCCAUGUUUGCCAUUGAUUGUGAAAUGUGUUAUACAUCCAUAGGUAGAAAUGAACUCACUAGAGUUUCCAUUGUUGAUGAACAAUUGGAUAUUAUCUAUGAGGCUUUGGUUAAACCAAAUAAUAAAAUUACCAACUAUUUAACCCAGUAUUCUGGAAUCACAGCAUCUAAACUUAAAGAUGUUACAACCACAUUGUCAGAUGUACAAGAAGUUAUUAUUAAAUUAUUACCUCCAGAUGCAAUAUUGGUUGGACAAUCAUUAAAUUGUGAUUUGGAAGCAUUAAAAUUAUUUCAUCCAUACAUUAUAGACACUAGUAUUAUUUUCAAUUUAAAUGGAUGUAAAGGGUCUAAAAGUAAACUAAAACUUUUAGCAAAAUCAUUUCUAGAUAUGAAUAUUCAAUGUGGUAAUCUGGGCCAUGAUCCUAUUGAAGACAGCCGUGCUACUAUGUUACUAGUAAAGCUAAAAUUAUGUAAAUCACUGACUUAUGGAGAUGCAUAUUUAAUAGGUCAAAAGAGAUUAGCUGAAUUUGUAAAUACUAAAACGAAAAUAAAUGUCAAGCAUAUAGAAACAUUUAAAAAGUUUUUGUCAUUACUAAAAAGUGUAUCUGAAAGUUCAGCUAUAGGUAAAGUACAUUUGAAAAAAAAUCUAAUGACACCAUAUGACAAUAUAUGGUCAACAUCUAAGUUAGUCAUUGAUGAACAUUCAACCAAUAAAGCUGUUUUAGAAGCCGUAUGUCAAUCAAUGGAAGACAGCAAUAAUCGAUUUUGCAUGGCACAUAUGCAAUUAAAAAAUAAGAAUAAUUUAGACCUAGUAAAUCGGUGGUGUGAAAAGUAUUGGGCAGCAAUGUCUUCAUUUUCACUUUGUGCCGUUUUAUUUACUGGCUGUGGUGCAGAAGGCAAGAAUUCUGUUUGCUUUUUGAAUGUCAAACAGCCACCAUUGAAUCAUUUACAGGAUUGUAAGUUUUGAAAUAAUUUAUUAUUGAAUAUUAUUUAAAAUUUAAUGUAUGUU